GUUAAAUCGAUCACUCAUUUGGCGCUGGACUUUGAAGACAUCGAAUCGAAUUCGAUACAUAUAUACUGUACAUACACACCCCACCACACUCACUGAAAAAACCCUCAAAAAAUAAGAUGAUGUCAAUCAUCAUUUCUUCCGUGAUUGUUGCUCUAGUUGUUACUUUAUCACAUAGAUUCAUCACAACUGAUGGUGAUUUCACAUUGCUGUUAAAAGGAAAAGUAAAGCCCCAAACUUUUCAAGAUAAGGUUGUUUGGAUUACUGGAGCAAGUCGGGGAAUUGGUGAAAAUCUUGCCAAACAACUUGCAACUUUAGGGGCCAAGAUAAUUAUUUCUGCAAGAAACGUGGCAGAAUUAGAAAGAGUUAAGAAAGAAAUUUCUGAUUUGAAAUUAGGAAAACAUGGACCUCAAGUGGUGGAGAUAUUACCUCUCGAUUUGACUUCCGGUGAAGAUGCAAUCAGAGAGGUUGUUGAUAAAGCCGAAUCAUUAUUUGGUGCAUCUGGUGUGGAUUAUAUGAUCCAUAAUGCAGCUUUUGAGCGACCUAAAUCAACAGCACUUGAUGUACCCGAAGCAAGUCUCAAGGCUACACUUGAUGUAAAUGUUAUGGGGCCGAUAUCUCUUACACGACUGCUGCUUCCUCACAUGUUGAAGAGAGGUAGAGGACACUUUGUUGUGAUGAGUAGUGCUGCAGGUAAGACUCCUGCACCUGGGCAAGCGGUCUAUUCUGCAUCAAAAUUUGCAUUGAAUGGCUACUUUCAUUCCUUGCGGUCUGAGUUUUACCAAAAGGGAAUUAUGGUAACAGUUGUUUGUCCUGGGCCAAUAGAGACAUCAAAUGUACCUGAUACAAGCACCUCGGGGCAAAAGGGAUUAAAGGAGAAUAGAGUAUCAUCAGAAAGGUGUGCAGAGCUUACACUAGUUGCAGCAAGCCAUGGUUUGAAGGAAGCUUGGAUAUCAUAUCAGCCUGUGCUCGCUGUUAUGUACCUGGUGCAAUACAUGCCAUCUGUUGGAUUCUGGCUAAUGGACAAGGUUGGGGGAAAACGAGUAGAAGUAGCUGCUCAAAAAGGAAAUACAUACUCGAUAAACCUGCUCUUUGGCCGAAAGAAGGAAUAACUCUUUUCUAUACUGUGGCACUAUACGUUUAUAGUUCACUGCCUUACUAUUUAAUGGACUUGUACUAAUAAUCCUCAUUAAUAGUAAGGAAAGUUAUCUUGGAUUCUUCAGUAACUGUCAGGUGAGUCUCCAUUAUAGACUGAUGUUAGAAGAUUUGGGAAAAUUCUGAGUGUAUGUGUGUGAUACCUGUCCUUCAACGAGAUAAAGCAUAGGGACGUAGCUAAGCUGAUACUUUAAACUCACAGUCACAAAGCUUUUACUUGGGUUUAUAGCAUAGCCUUCACCACUUUGUUA
Erigeron canadensis is the source of this 1403-nucleotide messenger RNA. Its product is annotated as dehydrogenase/reductase SDR family member 7. Gene Ontology annotation, cellular component: membrane. Gene Ontology annotation, molecular function: oxidoreductase activity. The record is from RefSeq and is a predicted model, not a curated record. Lineage: Eukaryota; Viridiplantae; Streptophyta; Magnoliopsida; Asterales; Asteraceae. The transcript has 12 exons. Bases 117 to 1109 code for a protein of 330 amino acids.